GAGCCCCCAGCGCUGAGGGAGCGGCGGCGCCUGGUCUGCGGGGAAACCUGCUUUUGUAUCGCUUAUCUCAGCAAGAACAAGCCUGUCCUCUCUUUUCCCCUCCCCAUAAGGAGCGCCCCUACUUAUCUCAUGCUUGCCAGGCCGUCCCUGGCUGCUCUCUCCACAUUUUUCUUUUCUGUGCGGUCUGCCCGUGGUUUUUUAAGCUUUUUAAGUUCAGUGUGGUAGCUACUGAUCAAGAACACGGCACGUCGAGCUGCUGUUUCCUACAGCAUUCAUUCUCGUGAAUUAACUGAGAAAUUGGUGCAAAUAUGGGUCCCCGGCGGAAAAAUGUGAAACCAAGUUCAGUAAACAGGGAAGGUUCUGAGUCUACCAAAGCUGAUGAGCCAAAAGAUUACAUGAACCAACUCUCUCAUGAAGUGCUUUGCCACAUCUUUAGGUACCUUCCCUUGCAGGAUAUCAUGUGCAUGGAAUGCCUGUCCCGGAAGCUGAAGGAAGCGGUGACGCUGUACCUGCGGGUGGUGAAGGUUGUGGAUCUGUGUGCAGGCCGCUGGUGGGAGUACAUGCCCACAGGUUUCACUGAUUCCAGUUUCCUAACGCUGCUGAGGAAGAUGCCAGACAUUGAACAACUUUAUGGUCUUCAUCCCAGGUAUCUUGAAAGACGCAGAGUCCGUGGCCAUGAAGCUUUCAGCAUUCCUGGAGUUUUAGAGGCUCUGCAGGCCUGUCCAAAUUUGCUGGGUGUUGAGACCUCUCAUUUAGAGCUGGUGGAAGCUAUUUGGACAUACAUGCCACAAGUUCACAUUUUAGGGAAGUUUCGUAAUCGUAAUGGUGCUUUUCCAAUUCCUCCUGAGAACAAGCUGAAAAUACCUGUAGGAGCUAAAAUUCAGACUUUGCACUUAGUAGGGGUGAAUGUCCCUGAGAUUCCUUGUAUUCCAAUGCUGAGGCACCUUUAUUUGAAGUGGGUGAGACUCACCAAACCACAGCCUUUUAAAGAUUUCCUUUGUAUCAGCUUACGUGCUUUUGUCAUGAGGAACUGUGCUGGACCCACAAAUUCUCUGAAGUACGUUCCCCUGGUGACAGGCCUGGCUUCUGCUCGAAAUUUGGAGCACUUAGAACUGGUUCGUGUUCCAUUUCUUGGAGGACUUAUCCAGCACGUGGUAGAAGAUAGCUGGAGAUCAGGUGGUUUUAGGAAUUUGCACACUAUAGUUCUGGGAGCUUGCAAGAAUGCACUUGAAGUGGAUCUUGGCUACCUCAUCAUAACUGCUGCACGAAGGUUGCACGAAGUGCGGAUCCAGCCUUCCUUGACCAAAGAUGGUGUUUUUUCUGCUUUGAAGAUGGCUGAACUGGAAUUUCCACAGUUUGAAACUCUUCAUCUAGGAUACGUUGAUGAGUUUUUAUUACAGUGUAAAAUGACGAGUACAGACUUGGUGAGGUACGGCUUGGCUGAUGUGGUUGAAAAUCCAGGAAUUAUUACAGAUAUUGGUAUGAAAGCUGUAAAUGAAGUUUUUUCUUUCAUCAAGUAUCUGGUCAUUUACAACUGCCCACAUCUACAUAACCCAAAUAAUUGGAUCACAGAUCACUCGAGGUGGACCCGCCUGGUUGACCUCACCCUGGUGCGCUGCCACGCCAUAAAGCUGGAUUCUUUUAGUCAGUUCAUCGAGUUAUUGCCAAGCUUAGAAUUCAUUUCUCUGGACCAGAUGUUUAGAGAACCUCCUAAGGGUUGUGCUCGUGUGGGCCUAAGUGCAGGCACAGGAAUUGGGGUCUCCUCUGCCCUAGUCAGCAAUCAGAACUCUAACAAUGACAAUGACAACAACAAUAACCACCAGAAUAACAAUAACCCAAACAUCCACCACAACAAUCACCAACACCCAAAUGACCAGAAUGAGGAGAAUGAGCUGCGGCAAGAUGGUCAAGCUGAGGAGCAGCAGAUUGCAGCUGAGGCACUGAAUGAGAUGGAGGAGGUGGCACAGGAAGAGGAGUUUGCUGCUGGGCAGGGCCAGAAUGAGCUCCCGGCUCACAGCCAAGCUGUUGUUCCUAUGGAGGUGGAUGAAGAGCAAGCAGGACCAAGUGGCAUUCAGCCUGUUGUAAAAGCAACACCUAUUACUAUCCAUGAUUCAGACAGUGAAGAUGAGGAGGAAAACAUGGGGACUUCAAGAGCCUGCAUCUCCAACAGCAUUGCACAGAAUUACUCAGAUGGAGAAGAGAAAAGCAGAGAUCCAGUGGAAACUAGAGAACCUUCAGUGAGUGGUAAAGGCAAGACACCCCUGCGGAAAAGAUGCAGUGCCAGCCAAGGGGGCCAGACAAAGCAGUUCCACACGGAGGAAAGCAGCUGUGAAAAAGGCUGUCAAGUAACCAGUGAGCAGAUUAAAGCAGACAUGAAAGCAGCAAGUGACAUGCCUGAAAGGAACAAAAGCAAAGAUCCUUAUGCAAGCUGCAGUAAUGCUACAGGAUCAACGGGAACAUCCAGCUCCUGCAGUGCUGCUUCUCCUAGCCCUGACUGUGCACAGACAGCUCAUGGCCACUGUGCUGGCACCAGCCCAGCAGCUGGAGAGGAAUCCAGGCAGUGUGUCUGCUCGCCUUGUAAACGGGAAGGUUCCAGUGAGAGAGAGACUGAGGAGAGCUCUGUUUGUUCCAGGUGUUCCUCCUACAAGCCUCAGGACACACAGCAGAGGACUAGUGGGGGUUGUGAUGGGGAAUGUCCAUCCACGAGCGGAGCCUGCAGGAACGGACCAAGCAGCGCUGGGGCAGAUUUUGCACUUAGGACACGGCCAAACUGUGGGGCUGCAGGAGACACAGGGGAGGAGAGGACUAGUGGGAGUGCCUGCGGGGCUGCCAGCGAGGAGCAGAGCACGGGCACACAGCCCAGGAGCUGUGAGCUGGAGGACAAGGAGGAGUAUCCUCGCCGACCACUAACCAGAGCCAGGAGCAAGCUGACCCACGUCCCUCUGGUGUCGGAGCCAGAAGUAGCCAAGCCAAAGCCACGGCAAACUACCAAGAGGAAAAGGACAGCUGACAAGUCCACAAGUACAAGUGACCCAGUUAUUGAAGAUGAUCAUGUUCAAGUACUGACUUUGAAAUCCAAAAACCUUGUAGGAAUCACGUUGACCAAUUGUGGAAUAACAGAUUUGGUACUGAAAGACUGCCCCAAAAUGAUGUUCAUACAUGCUACAAGGUGCCGUGUGUUGAAACACUUGAAAGUAGAAAAUGCACCAGUUGUCAAUCGGUUUGACUAUGCCCAGUGCAAGAAGUUAAACAUGGAUCAGGUUCUGGAUCAGAUUCUCAGGAUGCCACCAGAAAGAAACAGGAUCAUUUAUCUUCGUCCAAUGCAGCAGGUUGACACAUUGACUCUGGAGCAGAAGAUCUUUAGUGGCCCUUAUCCCUACCACAUCUGCAUCAUUCAUGAGUUCAGUAACCCCCCCAAUGUCCGCAACAAGGUGCGAGUUCGGAGCUGGAUGGACACGAUAGCAAAUAUCAACCAAGAGCUUAUUAAAUAUGAGUUCUUCCCUGAAGCUACACGAACUGAAGAAGACCUGAAGAAAUACACUAAGUACCCUUGGGGACGAGAUAUUUACACUCUAGAAGGCAUUGUGGAUGGUGCUCCUUACUCCAUGAUCACUGACUUCCCGUGGCUGAGGUCCCUGAGAACAGCAGAGCCCAACAGCUAUGCCAGAUAUGACUUUGAGGAUGAUGAAAGAACUACUAUCUAUGCCCCCCGGAGGAAGGGCCAGCUGUCUGCAGACAUCUGCAUGGAGACCAUCGGGGAGGAGAUCUCGGAGCUGCGGCAGAUGAAGAAAGGUGUGUUCCAGCGCGUCGUGGCCAUUUUCAUCCACUACUGUGACGUCAACGGGGAGCCCGUGGAGGACGACUACAUCUGAGGGGUGCUCCCCCAGCCUGGCACCCCCCCCCUCAGUUCUCAUUGGCACUGCUGGCCAAGAAAGCAGGUGGAUCCUUUCCGAAUGCAAAGCAUUUUCUUGAAACACAUACUUUGCAGUUGCUCUCACUCAUUUUGGAAAAAAGAUUAUGUAGUUAAAUGUAUAAUGAAAAGUAAAAAUUGUAUACUAAGAUUUGUACAUAGAGGAAACAAAAGAAAAAAAAACUUCCUAAUACUGAGACUUUAUUUCAUAUGUUUAUACAAUUUAAUUUAAAUUCCAUUUUAAUGAAGGCCAAUAAUUAGGAACAGGGAAGAAUAUUUGAACUUUUCAGCCCAUACAAUUCAUAGCAGUAUUUUUUUUCCUUAUAAACAGAAUUCCAUUUGCUGUGUUCAAAAGAGUCAUCAGAGUCUCUUUUAAUCUGUGCCUUUUUCUUGAGCAUUUAAGAGUCCAGUCUGAGUAAACCUGUUGAGCACAAUCUUUGUGUCUUGUGUGCAUUUUUCAAAGGGACAGAAUAUUCUGCAGCUGUUGCAAAGAAGGCCAGAAGCAGGAAAAAAUGUAGCAAAGUUGGUGAUCUGUGGUAGUUUCUAGAAUUAUCGAAUACAUUUUGGGGGAAAGGAAAACCCCCAUGUUUAGCACCUUGGAAACAGAAGAUAUGUUCUAAAACAUUUUGUACUGUUCAGUUUCAUUUUAAUAGUGUAUUUGACUCUGUACUAUGAAAAGUAAGUUGCUAAUUGUUGGUUCCACUCUCUUUAACAUGAAUUUGCACAUACUAGCUGGCUGUAAGCUGAAUUUUUGCUUCAGGCAGGCAGAAAAGGGGAUGUGUAAUUGCUUGGUUACAGCUGUAUCAGCACAGGAUCCAUCUGACACAAUCAGUGAGCUCUCGGGCUGGGUCGUGCUCACUCGUGAAUGCAGAUUUUCCAUAUGGUCAGUAAAAAACUGCUGCUAUUUGCCCCUGA
Molecule: messenger RNA, 4825 nt
Organism: Corapipo altera (White-ruffed manakin)
Lineage: Eukaryota; Metazoa; Chordata; Aves; Passeriformes; Pipridae
Gene: FBXO38
Product: F-box protein 38
Exons: 22
Coding region: 309-3872 (1187 amino acids)
Biological process (GO): protein K48-linked ubiquitination; SCF-dependent proteasomal ubiquitin-dependent protein catabolic process
Cellular component (GO): cytoplasm; nucleus
Molecular function (GO): protein binding
Source: RefSeq, a predicted model, not a curated record